AUGAAACUCAUCUUCUCACUUGCUAUUAUUCUCCUAAUAUUCUUGACAAUCUCUGAAGCUUGCCAUCCAUCGAAAAGUGCGUCGAGUAGAACAACAACUUCAGCGCCAACAACAACAUCUACUGAAGCUUCAACUACAACUUCAGCGGAUGCUUCGGAAACUACUACGACGACAACUGAAGCCACAGCAACUAUUAUUUCGGGAAGUGUUAGUGUUAGUGGAAGGAAAAAGUGA
This is a messenger RNA of Caenorhabditis angaria, 234 nucleotides long. Lineage: Eukaryota; Metazoa; Nematoda; Chromadorea; Rhabditida; Rhabditidae. The record is from the annotation of a GenBank genome assembly.